AUGCAUGCUAUCCGCGCAUCCUCGAUUGGGCAGACCCUUUGUCGUACUCGCCGUCUGCAAGCGCUGCCCGUCGUACCAGCAUGGCGAGCCACGUCUCCGCGGCUGCCCUUUCCGCCGCAUCUCGGCCUCACCCACAAGAGGCAGUUCCAAGCCGAGGCGCUGUAUCUCCCGCCGCUAGUCUUCGCCGGUCUUCUGGUCGCCCUAUGGACACAGAAAUGUAUUGCAAUGGUCGUCUUCCAGAACAAGAUCAUCUACAUGCCCGGCUUGCCGCCCAACGCGCGCAGAGAACGCAUCCAAGACUACACGAAGCAGUGCUGGGGCGUGCUGUGGGAGGAGAAAAGGGUUCAGGCAGCCGAUGGGACGGAUCUGGCCCUCUGCGUGGCCUCGGCGACAUCGACUGGUGACAAUGAGCCCACGUCGCACGGCGACACUCUAUCGGUGCCGUCGAUCUACAUCCUCUACUUUCAGGGAAAUGCCUCUUCUAUCCCCCCACGAUUGCCCGACCUAUCAUGGGUCCUGCGGGAGCUGCAGCAGAGCAAGCGGCCCGCGCGAUACACCAUGGUGUGCCUGAGCUAUCGCGGUUACUGGACAUCGAGGGGCCGGCCCUCCGAGAAGGGCAUCAAUUUGGACGCGCAGGCGGCUUUGCACUGGAUUGGCCGGAUGCACAGGGAGCAUGAUGCUCACGGGCACCAGCCACAACCGGAGGUGAUCCUCUGGGGUCAGAGCAUCGGCGCUGGAGUGGCCACGAACCUUGCGGCUUGGGAGGCUUUCCCGCCCACGGUGCGGCUUCGGUCGCUGAUUCUCGAGACGCCCUUCACGUCGGUAAAGGACAUGCUGGUGACGCUGUACCCCCAGAAAUGGGUGCCGUACCGUCACCUCUGGCCGUUCCUCCGAAACCACCUGGACAGCUGGACGAAUUUGGCAGCAAUUGCAAGGAACCGGUCAGGAAAGCGCGGAAAGCCUCGCAUUACAAUUGUGGAAGCAGGCAGAGACGAGCUAGUGCCGGCCGAACACGGCGCGAAGCUAGUCCAGCGCUGUGAGGAGGUCGGGUUAACGGUCGAGAAGAAGACGGUGCGUAACGCAUUUCACAACGAUGCCAUCUUCAAGCUGGAUGGACGCAGAGCUGUCGUCGACGCUAUUGAGCAGGUCGCAGCUGAAAUAUGA
This is a messenger RNA of Colletotrichum navitas, 1164 nucleotides long. RefSeq names its product Alpha/Beta hydrolase protein. Gene Ontology annotation, cellular component: membrane. Gene Ontology annotation, molecular function: palmitoyl-(protein) hydrolase activity. Bases 1 to 1164 code for a protein of 387 amino acids. The transcript is spliced from 2 exons. The record is from RefSeq and is a predicted model, not a curated record. Lineage: Eukaryota; Fungi; Ascomycota; Sordariomycetes; Glomerellales; Glomerellaceae.